CUCUGACAGCGAGGAUUCGGAGAUCAGCGUCGUCACGAUCUAAGUACAACCAAGCCACGCCCCUUGGUACCGUCACGGUGAGGUGUCCGUAAGAAAAUGUCGGGACGCUCAGUCAGAGCCGAGACCCGCAGCCGGGCUAAAGAUGACAUCAAAAAAGUCAUGGCAGCCAUCGAGAACGUCCGCAGAUGGGAGAAGAAAUGGGUGACAGUCGGGGAUACGUCUUUGCGGAUAUUUAAAUGGGUUCCUGUAAUCGAUGGAAAGGAUCAGAAAGAGAAAAUGAAAAGGAACAUGCCUUCAGAUGGUGCUCCAACUCCUGCCAAUUCCUCUCUGCUGCUAGAAUUUCAAGAUGAAACAAGUAACCAAAGUUCAUUGUCUGAUGUCUACCAGCCAAAAGUGGAAAGCAGCACUUCCAGCCCAAGCCCUCCACGUAGUGUCUCCCCAAGCCCUGUUCAUACAUUAGACUCUCAGCCACCUACCUUGGGACAAGAGAGUUUAGAAGACCCCUCCAUGCCUCACAAAGAAGUGGCCGAUGAACCCCCAACUCUCACCAAGGAAGAGCCAUCUCUAUCCACUGCACAGGCUGGGGGUCUAGAUGAGUCUGGAGCUCCACCUCUGAAGAGGGUAUGCCCAGAUGUGCCUUCUCAGGCUCCUGCCAUUUUGGAAGGCUAGUGCCAGUUAUAUGUCUCCCUUUUCCGCCACAGCCUUUGGAGAUCUCUAGUUGAUACAGAUUGCACUGGAGGCUGGGAAUUGUGCAAUUAUUUGAAAAUGUACCUUUUCAUAUGAGGGAUGAUCACACAAACUCAUAAGUGCACAAGCCUUUGCGUAUAUUCUUUUGUCAGAACCUUAGCACUCUUCUGUAAUAUCACGGCAAGUCAAUGGAUGACUGUGCCAAGAAAUAUGCUUCCUUCUGCCAGUCUAGAUUGCUGAAGAGCUUAACAAACAUUUCUUAGACUGUAGCACAUUAGAGACGUAAAGCUUGUUGCUUUAUUUCUGUAGAGUCUGCCACAAACUGUAUCAUGCCAAGCUUUCCAGGAGAUGUCAUCCGACAAUCUGAAGUAUGGCUAGUAUUCUUAUUAUCUAUCAUCUUCAAAAUCAAAAUGUUCCCACUGAAUUUAAUUUUUGUUGUGUUACCCUGUCACCUGGCCCCACUUCUGAGACAUUCUGUAGACAAGUCACUGCUAGAAGAAGGAACUUCUAAGAGUCUCUUCCUCAAUGAAAUGCACUUUACCUCUUUACCAUUCAGUCCCAGGACUGGCAGAUGGACUCAUCACCUCCCAAACCUAGGGCUGUCUUAUCAAUACCAUCAGUCUCAUCAAUACCCAUACCAAGGAGUCUGUUGUGGUCUCAUCACUGCCCAAGCAAGAGAUAGUCUGUCUCCUUACCAUCAUAUGUAUCCAUAGCUUGGACUGCCUAAACAGUUAAUGUAUGAAGGGUGACUGCAGGCCAAUUCUGGGACUGUUUGUGCUUCUUGUUACCAUCUGAACUUGGAACUUCCCAAAGACAUGCUCAUCGUAUGGGUAGGAGGUGGCCACCACCUAUCAGAGGACUUUCUGAAGGACUCCUCCUCACCAAAACCUGGCACUUUAGCUCAUACCCACAAAGUCCCACAGCCCACACCUUGGACGGCCUGAUGGCCACAUCUCUGACAAAGUAAAGAAGGUUAGCCAAACAACACAGGUCAGUGUAGCGGGGAUCUCCCCUGCACGUUUAUUUCGUCAAAUGAUGUACGUAGGGGAAAUUAGGUAACUGUGUUGCUGCACAUCUCUGACAAACCCAGGACAGUACAAAGAUCUCAUGGACAUCCAUCCCUGAAACUGUCAGACUGUCUCAUCUCUGCCUAAAUAGGGACUGUCUGACAACCUUAUUUUUCAGGCCAAACCUGGGGUUGUCUGAGAUUCUUGUCACCAUCUGAAUUUGACAUUUGAAGGACCUGCACAUCAUUAGAUAGGCGGUGGCCACCACUUAAUAGGAGAUUUCUAAUGGAUUCCUUUUCAGCAAAACCUUUCGCUUUCACUUAUCUCAUGACCACCUAAUCCCUAGACUGGCCGAUAAUCUCAUCACCUCCCAAACCUAUGAAUGUCUGAUGACCUCGGACUGUCUGAUGGUCUCAUCUCUGCACAAACCCAGAAAAGUCUGAUCUCCUCACUGCCCAAAUCUGGGACAUCACAAAGGUCUCAGAGAUUCAAUCAUUGACUGUCUGACUGUCUCAUUACUGUCCGAAGAGGGAUUGUCCGGCAGCCUCAUUCCAGGCUAAAUCUUGGCUUGUCUGAGGGUCUUUACAUCAUCUGAACCUGGGCGUUCCAAUAUCUUGCUCGUCAUUUGUGUCAUUUGUGUAGGAGUUGGCCUUCACCUACAAAUGGACUUUGAGUGCAUCUGCUGAAAAUUCACAGAAAGUUACAUUUCUCCAUUGCUUAACUUUAUUUUUCUCUGCCUUCGCUAUGCUUAGACUUCCUGUUUUGAUCGGGAAUAAAAUAUCCUUGGUGACUCAAAACAACCGCAGAGGAAGCUUUUUAGUUUGGAUGUAUUUUACCACAACAAAAAAUAUUUUUAAUAAACGAAGCUAUCCAAAAAAUGGUA
Xenopus laevis (African clawed frog) is the source of this 2577-nucleotide messenger RNA. RefSeq names its product BCL7B, BAF complex component L homeolog (gene bcl7b.L). The record is from RefSeq and is a predicted model, not a curated record. The transcript is spliced from 6 exons. Bases 97 to 669 code for a protein of 190 amino acids. Lineage: Eukaryota; Metazoa; Chordata; Amphibia; Anura; Pipidae.